Messenger RNA from Anopheles coluzzii, 2997 nucleotides. RefSeq names its product F-box/LRR-repeat protein 4-like. The record is from RefSeq and is a predicted model, not a curated record. Gene Ontology annotation, molecular function: protein binding. NCBI's taxonomy places the organism in Eukaryota, Metazoa, Arthropoda, Insecta, Diptera, Culicidae. The transcript is spliced from 4 exons. Gene Ontology annotation, biological process: SCF-dependent proteasomal ubiquitin-dependent protein catabolic process. Gene Ontology annotation, cellular component: SCF ubiquitin ligase complex. The coding region runs from base 334 to 2058 and encodes 574 amino acids.
AGCUCUGCUCUGCUCUGUGUGUGUGCGUGUGGCUACGUCUACGUCACUGUGCUGUCAGUGCCGGACCGCUCAAAACGUAAACAAAUGCGACAGCGACAUCGAACGAAGCAGGCCAGUGGCAGUAGCUUACGACUUCCCGGCCACCGGUGGCUUGGUGCUUUGUUUUCUGUUUUGUGUGUGACCGCAAAAGGAAGGACAAUCGAACGUGUCGCGCACGUCGCUUCCCUUGUCCCACUUUCCGCCUAGCGAUGCCUACUACCGCCAGCCAGUGGCCGGACGCUGAGCACUGUGGCAAAGUGUGCGCGAACCUCCCUCGCUGGUAGCUGCUGAAGGAUGAGCCGAGAGCGGCCGUUGCUCACCCCGGUCUGCUAUGUCGGCGAGCGGAAGCAGUUCGUGGAGUCCAUCCUGAUGGCCAGCAACGAGUACGGGCCGAACCUUUCCUACAGCUCGAUCAAUCUGAUUGGCCGGCCGUCCAACUUCCCGAUCUACGGCGACCAUACGGACUCGUACCUGUUGUCCUCGUACGGCAAGUGGCCCCGGCUGGCACCGUCGUACCGGCCCGAGUUCGGGCUGGCGAGGAUAGCGCCGUGCGACAAUCCGCCGGUGGACGAGUUCUUCGUCGUCAGCUUCGAGCAGGCCGUCUAUCCGGCCGAGAUCGGCGUGUACGAAACGCUGCAUCCGGGCACGAUCCGCCGCAUCAGCUGCUACGUGCUGAAGGUCGGCUGGGUCUGUCUCUGGGACGGCCGCUCCGACAAGUGGGAGUACGUAGCGGGCGACAGGAGCGCUAGCCCCGCGCGCCUGUUCGUGCCGACCCUGCGCACCGUCCAGCACCGGACACGCGUGCUGCGUUUCGAGCUAAACAUGCGCGACCAACGGUACAUCAGCGGGCUGGACGGCAUCAUACUGGUGGGCGGCGUGCACGACUUCCACGAAGCGCGCGCGAAGGUUCAAGUAGUAGCAUCGGCUGCCGCAUCACCAACACCACCACCGGUGGAGGCGACGGCAGCAUUGGAAUUGAUAGGCAAGGCGGCGGGAGGCACCAACCAGCCAAACCUUACCGAUAUGCCGUACGAGGUACUGUAUCACAUCCUCUCCCAUCUCGACUGGUUCGCGCUCGCCGACGUGGAGAAGGUGUGCGUCCGGUGCGCCGAGGUGGUGGCCGACGCCCGCCUCUACCGGGAGGUGAACCUGCGCCCGUACUGGGACCGGGUGGAUUCGCACUUUCUGCUGUGGCUGAGCAACCGUUGCACCGGCAUCAAGAAGCUGGACCUGUCCGGGUGCGGCAUCGUCAACGAGUUCAACAUAAUCGACCUGCAGAUGUUUUUCAACCGCCACGGGCGCACGCUCACGCACCUGCGCCUUAACUGCAUCGGCGUGCAGCACGCCAUGUCGUUCGUGCUGCUGCUGUGUCCCGAGCUGACCGAGCUGUGCAUGCAGAACGCGUUGCUGGACAACCAGCGCUACCAGCCGUCCGUCUGCAAGCGGCUGACCGUGCUCGAUCUGAGCCGGGCGCAGUGUGCGUCCGAAACGCUGCUGGCCCUGCUGCAGCAAAACCCGCACCUGCAGCACCUGAGCCUGGCGAGCUGCGACCAGUCGAGCCUGUCCGACAUCACGCACACGAUCGGCGAGCACAACCGCGCCCUGCUCAGCCUGAAGCUGUGGAAGACGCACGCGCUCGGGGCGCACGGGCUGGUGCCGCUGCAGCACUGCACCAAGCUGCAGGAGCUCGAUCUCGGCUACAGCAACCACGAGGAAUGUGCCGAGGGUACGCUCGCCCAGCUGGCGGCGGCCUGUCCCGACCUGCGCUGGGUCGUGCUCGGCGGGUUCCGCGGCAUCACCAACAACGAUCUGCUGGCGAUCGCGCGCCACUGCCCCCGGCUGCAGUACCUGGACCUGAUGUGCUCCGUGAUGCUGUCCGGCGAGGCGAUCAACGCGAUCUUUAUCGGCUGCCCGGCGCUCCGCCUGCUCGAGCUGAGCUACUGCAACGGCAUCGAGCAGGAGUGGAUCAACAUGUGGCGCCGCGACUUCCCGCACGUCGACGUGAAGCACCAACACUGACGCGGAGAAGAGGGGGAGAGGGUGUGUGUGUGGUGGAAGCGGAUGCGCCCAUGCGAGGUGUUGGCACUCUAUCGUUUGUUUGUUUUUUCUUCUUCGCCCGUUUCAUUCAUAGAUAGGUAGACGGCAAAGGCUGCUAGCCGCCGGUUUGAAUUUAAAAAUUGUCGUUCCUUCAUUUGAGACGGUUCUGUUAGCUAAUGUGAACUAAUGCAAGUGAAUUUCGUUUUACAACACCGACCACUGUAGCGGAGGAGGGCGUUAUAUACGCUUCAUAUCCAGCGAGGGAUUGGCAGUUUUUCGUUUAUUAGUUUUUUGUUCAUUUACUUCAAAGAUAGCUAGGCGGUACUGGCUCGUAGCCACCGGUUUUAAUUUAAACGUUGUUGGACCUUCAUUUGAGGGGGGUUUCUUAGCUAAUGUGAACUAUUGCAAGCGAAUUUAGUUUUACCGACCACUGACGCGGGGGAAGGCGUUAUAUACGCUUCAUAUCCAGCGAGGUAUUGGCAGUUUUUCGUUUAUUAGUUUUUUGUUCAUUUACUUCAAAGAUAGCUAGGCGGUACUGGCUCGUAGCCACCGGUUUGAAUUUAAACGUUGUUGGACCUUCAUUUGAGAGGGGUUUCUUAGCUAAUGUGAACUAUUGCAAGCGAAUUUAGUUUCACAACACCGACCACUGACGCAAGGGAAGGCGUUGGACGCGUAUACAUCCGCCGCGGUAUUGGCAGUUUUUUUGUUUAUUAGUUUUUAUUUCUUCUCCUUCAAAAGUAGGUAGACGGUAAUGGCUGCCAGCGGCCGGUUUGAACUUAAACAUUGUUGUUCCUUGACUGAAAAGGAUUAUAUUAGCUAAUGUGAACUAUAGCAAGUGAAUUUAGUUUUACAACACCGACGUGACUGUUGUUUAUUGAAUUAUAAUGAAUUAAAAAUAAAAAGCAAGACGCUGAACUCGAA